AUGUCAACCCCGAUUCAAACGGCAGUGGUUGAUGCGUUGUCGAAAGGUUUAAAAUACAGGUAUUAUCAGCCAGGUGCGUUGGGAGCCUACGAGACUGUGAAUUUGGAUGAGUUUGGCCCUGCGUUACAGCCGAUGAACGCCUACCGUAUGGGAGAUGUAACGGAAACUGUGAAGUUGCUGGAUGACGACGAUCAGAGCAGCGAUAUAGGCGUUGGAGACACGGAAGAAGUUCGUCCCGAAGUAGAGAAGGCGUUGAAUACCAUAUAUUGGGUCCCGGCGGCUAAGAAAGGGUCGGAUGGGCGCUGGCAAACACGUGUGCUAUGCGCGCGCGACAUUAUGGGGCGCGUUCUGGGUCGGGAGAAAUACAAUAUUUCGGAGCUAGAGGCAGCGUACCCUGGUUUGUGCAUAGAAUUGGAACAGAAUAAGAACUAUGGGAGUAACGCCGGGCAAAAGAAUCGGGUUCGAUUGUCUCAGGGCGCGACAUUUAUAACGAUGUCACAUGACAGCGACAAGAUUAAGCUUGCUGAGGCACGUCUGGAGCUUGAGGAGCUGGUAUCGAAGUUUAGGAGUUUUGCGGCGUAUACGCACUUUAUAUCACUACCUAUUUUGUUGGCAGACAACGUGGAAUUCCCCGGUCGGUUGAGGGAGUUUUUCAAACGGUUGGAUGAUAAAGCAUUGGUGAAUGAUGUUCGGAUUAUGAUGCCAUUGGGGAUGUGUCAUUACACGCUAAUUAUGUUACGGCUUUACACUGACGACGAGAUUGCUGCAGUUAUUAAAGUGAUACAGAAGCUCAAAAGUCCUUUGUUCGGUGAUGAAGUACCGGUUAGCAUCCCAAGAGACGUCCAGCCUCCGCCAAAGGGUUUUUUGGUGCAUCUGAAGGGGGUAUAUUGCAUGGACGAAGACGAAACUCAGGCGUCCGUGCUAUACACCAAGGAAGUUGAGGCAGAUGCGUCGAACGGAUCUGCGGCAACGAACGACCUCAACGGAACCUCCCAAUUUAAGUCGGUUGCAGACCCUUCCGUUAGCGACGAACCUUGCAAUAAUGAUCCCUGGUUAAGGCUACGUCGAUCCGCUCAUAGUUAUCUGGACGCUCUGGUCGAAGACCUCGUGGCCGGACUACUUAGUGAAGGCGUUUCCUGCGUCGAGGAACUGGUUGAAGACCGGCUAAUCCAGGCUGACGGCUCAAUUCAGCGGAAACUACACAUUACGCUCCUAAAUAGAAAAUUAGGCGACAAAAAACCUUUCAAUGCCCGACUUAUUCUGGAUGACCCAAGCCUGAGAAACUUCGACUUUGGCAACGCCAUUAUCACCGGUCUGCACCUAUCCCGAAGGGGCGAACCUUCACCAGAUACUUUCUACUACCACCCGGAGUUCGUCAGACCUUUGAGACCUCAUGUGGGCUUAUAG
Gregarina niphandrodes is the source of this 1407-nucleotide messenger RNA. Its product is annotated as AKAP7 2'5' RNA ligase-like domain protein. Gene Ontology annotation, biological process: regulation of DNA-templated transcription; DNA alkylation repair. NCBI's taxonomy places the organism in Eukaryota, Apicomplexa, Conoidasida, Eugregarinorida, Gregarinidae. The transcript has a single exon. Gene Ontology annotation, cellular component: nucleus. The record is from RefSeq and is a predicted model, not a curated record. The coding region runs from base 1 to 1407 and encodes 468 amino acids.